Messenger RNA from Galeopterus variegatus (Sunda flying lemur), 3634 nucleotides. RefSeq names its product elastin microfibril interfacer 3 (gene EMILIN3). Gene Ontology annotation, molecular function: protein binding. Lineage: Eukaryota; Metazoa; Chordata; Mammalia; Dermoptera; Cynocephalidae. The transcript has 6 exons. The record is from RefSeq and is a predicted model, not a curated record. The coding region runs from base 1 to 2430 and encodes 809 amino acids. Gene Ontology annotation, cellular component: extracellular matrix.
AUGCGCCCUGAGGCCCGGUCAAUGUGUUUUCGAGAAACCACCCUGCCUCCUGCUCACUUCAUCUUCACCCGCUUCGAAGGGUUUGGAAAACUCUUUCGUGGACUCCACAGUGGGCAGCCGGGGCCCUUCAUGAAACCAGAAGCACAGGAGGAGGAGGAGGGAGCGGGGAUACUGCCUGGAGGAACUGGGGCUGCUGGCCAACGCCAGCCCAGCGUAGCCAGGAAUGUGGGAGCCCCUGGCUGCGAGACUCAACCUGGGGAAGGCCCCAAAGGUCACACGGUGGGUGGCGAGAGCAGGGCCCUCUGUGCCUACGUGGUGCACAGGAAUGUGACCUGCAUUCUACAAGAGGGAGCAGAGAGCUACGUAAAGGCUGAAUACCGGCAGUGUGGAUGGGGGCCCAAGUGCCCUGGGAUAGUCACGUACCGCACAGUGCUCAGACCCAAGUACAAGGUUGGCUACAAGACAGUGACAGACCUCACCUGGCGUUGCUGCCCUGGCCUCACUGGAAAAGGCUGCCCUGAGCACCUCACAGACCACGAGUCCACCCCACCUCAACUGGAGCCUGAAUCCCAGAUUCCCUCUGGGCAGCUGGACCCAGGCCCAGGCCACAGGCCCCCUCCUUACAGCAGAGCGGCCCCCAACCCCCAUGGAAGGAAAGGCCCAGGGCUGUUUGGUGAGCGGCUGGAACGCCUGGAGGGUGAUGUCCAGCGCCUGGCACAAGCGUAUGGUACCCUCAGUGGUCUCAUGGCCAGCCAUGAGGACCCCAACAGGAUGACUGAUGGCCCCAGGGCUCCUGCCACCCCUGUGGGCUUCGGGGUCAUCCCCGAGGGGUUUGUGGACCCGGGAGACGGAGCCCGAGGGCCACUCACACCUCCCCUGGAUGAGAUCCUGAGCAAAGUGACAGAGGUGAGCAACACUCUGCAGACCAAGGUGCAGCUGCUGGACGAGGUGCAUGGAUUGGCACUUGGCCAUGAAGCCCACCUGCAGCGGCUGCGAGAAGCGCCGCCAUCCCCACUUACCUCCCUGGCCCUGCUGGAAGAGUACGUGGACCGACGGCUGCACCAACUCUGGGGGAGCAUGCUGGAUGGCUUCGAGCAGAAGCUGCAAGGUGUCCAGAGUGAGUGUGACCUGCGGGUGCAGGAGGUGCGGCAGCAGUGUGAGGAGGGCCAGGCGGCCAGCCAGAGGCUGCACCAGAGCCUCGAUGGCCGCGAGCUGGCCCUGCGCCGAGAGCUCUCACAGCUGGGCACCCAGCUGCAGGGCCUGGGCACAGCUGGUGGGGGCGGCUGCUGUGGCCAGCUGUCCUUAAUCGGUGCCCGUGUAGACAGCCUCGAGAGGAACCUGCAGGCAGUCACGGAGGCCCACAGGGGCCCAGCCGCCCCAGCCGGGGAAGAGCUCUCGCAGCUCUCUGCUGCUAUGCUCGAGGGAGGUGUGGAUGGGUUGCUGGAAGGCCUGGAGACCCUCAAUGGGACAGAGAGUGCAGCGAGGGGCUGCUGUCUGAGGCUGGAGAUGGGAGGGUGGGGUGUGGGUGGCUUUGGGACUACGCUGGAGGAGCGUGUGCAGAGACUGGAGGGGCGCCUGGCAACCCUGGCAGGGGAGCUAAGCCACAACAGUGACCCAUCGGGCAGGUCGGCGCGGCCCCUGGUGCAGACAGAACUGGCUGUACUGGAACAACGGCUGGUUUCACUGGAGACCUCGUGCACACCCAGCACCACCUCAGCCAUCCUGGACAACCUCGUGGCAGAGGUGAAGGCCUGGCAGAGCCGGAGUGAGGCCCUCCUACGCCAGGUGGCCAGCCAUGCAGCUCUGCUUCAGCAGCUCAAUGGCACUGUGACCGAGGUCCAGGGGCAGCUGGCGGAAGGGACGGGCAGCUCACUCCAAGGUGAGAUCACUCUGCUCAAGGUCAAUCUGAACUCAGUGAGCAAGUCACUCAUAGGUCUCAGCGACUCUGUCAGCCAGUACUCUGAUGCCUUCUUGGCAGCCAACUCAUCCCUGGAUGAGCGGGAACGGAAGGUGGAAGCCGAAGUCCACGCCAUCCAGGAGCAGGUGAGCAGCCAAGGCUCCAGGCUACGGGCCGGCCACAGGCAGGUCCUGAACCUGCGGGGGGAGCUGGAGCAGCUCAAGGCUGGUGUGGCUGAUGUGGUUGGUGGGCUGAGCCACUGCCAGGACACAGCCCAGGAACUCCAGCACAUAGUGGGCCACUUUGACCGUCGGGUGACACAACUGGAGGGCAUGUGUGGGAGGCUGGGCCUGCUGGCCGCAGGCCUGGACAGCUUGCCCACUGAGCCACUUAGGCCCAGGGAGGGCUUGUGGGGCCACAUGGACCAGUUGAAUCGCACACUGGCCCAGCACACACAGGACAUUGCCCGCCUGCGAAAUGACCUGCUGGACUGCCAGCUGGCUGAGCGUGCACGGCCAGGGCAAGCUGACUAGGCAGGCUGGACAGGAUCCAACCCCCAGGUCCCACUGACCCUGCAGAUGUCACCCCAGAACUCAGCCUUAUCCAGAAGUGCCUCCCAGCCUCCCCUGGCCAGCCCAGAGGCCACUGAAGGAAUGGUCUUGGCCCAGCUCCAUGUGACUGUCACAGCCACCAAAAUCCAUGCUCCGUGCUACACAAACUGGACAUUUCAGGAUAGCGGUCAAGACAAGGAUGCCAUGCCAAAGGCCAGGGUGGACUUAGCGACCUCACAUUCCACUGUCUGUAAAUCGCUCUUCUGCAGAUAUACCAGUCAGUAAAGACCUGCAGGCCCAUUCUCAGACGGUGGCUUGUCCACGUCUCCCUUUGCUUAUGGGCAAUAGUCCACAGCCCUUGGAGGCUUCUGUUCCCUUGUCCCCUUGGCUUCAUCCUCAGCCAUCUGGGCUAGGUUUCUGCAGGAAGGUGAUGCCCACUGGAAUUGUCCUCCCACUUGGCAGCCUCACAGAUGCUGUUUCUGAACCAAGGACCAGAGACUUCCAGAGGCUUCCAGCUCCACCCCCGUCCUUCAGGACAGAAGAGAAGCACAAGGACUCAGCAGAGAGUUCUCUUUAUUCCUCUCAUUCCUCCCUCAGGUGAGGGCUUAGGCAGCUGUAGAAUCCAGGGGAAAGAACUGGAUCCAGACAAUCUGUUUGGAGACCCCACCCCAAUUUAUCCUUUUCCUUUCUAUCUCCAAAGUUGGUUUCAGGGCACUCUGGUGCCCACAAGCUCCUUUUUUCCAUUGUGGGGGAAAUCUGUCCCCUGCCCCAGGUUAGGGCCUCUCUGCAGAGAGUAGCCCCAGUGUAUAUUGAGACUCGAAUGAGGCCAGACCCCGAGAAGGAGGCCACAGCUGGAGGAAGAGGGGCCCAGGCCUUGCUUUUACACCCUUCCAAAGCCCCAGCCCUGCCAGGAUGUUCAUAGUGUGAGACAUUCAGGAAUGAAACCAUCAAGGGACAAUUUGAAAAUGCCAGUGUUCCUCAGGCCUGUGCAAUGCCAGAGACUGACACUCAUCUCUGCUGAGCUUCCUGGCCUCAGUUUCCCCCACAGCAGCAUAGGUCCUCCUGUGCUGUUCUGCAGGUCCCCACAACCCUUCCACCUGGUUUCUGGACAUUUAAUAUUCUGUCCCCAAUUUUGGUACUGUCGGAAGAGAGCAGGUUUUGGAUUAAAGCUUUUAGCCAGUCUAAA